AUGUCUGACGACAGUUUCCACAGUAUCAGUGAUGAUCAAGAUUCAAACGAUUCUAAUGAUUUUUAUGAUAUUAAAGAACCAUAUGAUUAUGAUAAAGUUGAAGAAGUGGGAAUCUUGAAAGGAGUCUUUAAAUUAGAUGAAGAUGAAGAAGAGAUUUUUGAUGGAGAUUAUAAAUCAAAAUUUAUUAAAAAUAAACAUUUUAAGAUCAUAGACUUAAGUGAAAUUGAAUGGAAUAUACCGUGUCAGAUAGUUUAUAGUAAGGGAAGGGUAAUGUAUAAGUCAAAUAUUGAAGAUCCAGAAGUCAAUAUAUUUGAUUUAAUUGAUUUGUUUAUAAAGUACACUUUCGAUCCUUGCAAAGAUCUUGAUUUAGAUAAAUCCAUCGCUGGAAACAAGCAAAUGCGAUUUGGGACUAUCUGUCCAACUAGAAAAAGAUUGUUUGUUUAUAAAAAUAGAGAAUUCACAGCCUAUGGAAGAUACAUUUUUGGAUAUGAUCAUGGAGGUGUUAAGAUAAAAAAUGAUAAAACCACUGUUAAAUUUCGCAAUCCUCCCUUGGAUGAUGAGUGUUAUGAGUAUGUGUAUUCUUUCAUGAUCAGAAACCAUACAACCCAAGUUGUAGAAGCUUUUGGCUUAUAUCGUUAACAAGAAUAUAAAUCAUUUCAAUUACAUAAUAAUUAUUUUUUAGCAAAUAAAUUAAUAUAUUUUUGUAUUGCUUUUUACUUAUUAUUUAUUAAUAAAAGUG
Messenger RNA from Psylliodes chrysocephalus, 739 nucleotides. The record is from the annotation of a GenBank genome assembly. NCBI's taxonomy places the organism in Eukaryota, Metazoa, Arthropoda, Insecta, Coleoptera, Chrysomelidae.